AUGGCAAACGCUUUUUGUUGUGCUGCUCUCUAUAGCUGUAUUCCUUGCCUUCGCAGCCAAUCAGCGGAGUCACAGGCUUCAAGCCCCACCGAAGAGCCUACAACAGCUGGAGCUUCAGGCAAUUUAGGUACCCCAAGCGUCGCACAUGCAGUGUCGACCCUUGCGAAAGAACACACGUUGUGCACUCAAUGCCGCGAAGCUGCUACCAAUUCUAGUCUCUUGCCGACAUUGAAUAAAGGGGAAGAAGACUUUCGAGUAUACUCUAAUCUAAGGGAACUACAAGCAUCAUCUCUAGAGGGUUGCCAUCUUUGUUCCCUUUUCUUGGGUAUGUUUGGGUUCGAUAUUGCCCAAGAACAAUAUGAAAGUCAGGUUAAGGUCACACUUUACGUCAGUCGAUCAGGAGGGGCCUGGUUAAAUGUUAUACCGGUAUUCAACAAGAUUCGAAACACAGAAUCGCCUUCAAAUGGUAGUCGGGAACAGGUUGUGGGGGAGGUUACUAUUUUCCGGGAUUUGGAGGGACGUGUCGAAGAACCUAAGUCGGACUCCCCUUUCCUAUUUUCAGACGCGAAAAUCUAUAACAAUGCACAAUUGUCGAAAUCCCUUUCUUAUGAGCCUUCAGCUAUCUUAGCUAAGGAGUGGCUAAAACAGUGUACUCAACACCAUGAGGAAUGCUCACUGGCAGCGACGUUGUUCCAAGCCGAUUAUGGGUAUCCUGCACGCCUCGUUUACGUCGGUAGCGGCAAUGAUGGCGUAUUAAGAUUGGUGGUUACAGCGGAGUUAGGCAACCAGAGGCCUAACUCUAGGCCGGAGUAUUUAACGCUGUCUCACUGUUGGGGAGGUGCAGACAUUCUGAAAUUACUCGACAAAAGAGUCGAUAGUUUCAAGAAAGAUAUACCGUUCGCUGAGCUCCCAAGAACGUUUCAAGAUGCGGUUGUUAUUACUCGUCAAUUGGGUUUCCGAUACCUUUGGAUUGAUUCAUUAUGCAUCAUUCAAGACUCUCCGUCGGACUGGCGCUCGGAAUCCGCUAUUAUGGGGGAGAUAUACGCCCAUUCUACGUGCACUAUUGCCGCACUCACUGCCCGCUCUUCCUUCGAGGGCUGUUUUAUAGGGCAGAGUGAUCAGGGAAUUCAGGGGGACAAUAGCGAACGAAACCCGCUAGCAUUCCGUAUUUGCGACCUACCACAUGGCUUGCAUGCUGAAUUUUCGCAGCGUCUGGGACCUAGCCUUCGUCUCAAUCCCCGUAAGCCAUUUCCCCUACACACACGUGCGUGGGUUGUACAAGAGCGCCUUUUAGCGCCAAGAACGCUGUAUUACGGCUCUUGGGGCCUAGCUUGGGAGUGUGCUGAAUGUUCGGCCACUGAAAGCAAUCCUUUCGGUGAAAGGUACCAGUAUUCCCCUAAAGCGUCCUUCCUAAAGGCCUGUGUACAGCUCACCCGUGCUGUCCAUGCCCCCGUAUGUGGUGACAAGACGGAUAUUUAUCAGAUGUGGCUCGACGUUCAGGCCUCGUACUCUACAUGCGGGCUCACUUUUUUCGACGAUCGCCUAGUUGCUGUGUCAAGUAUCAUCAAAGCAAUCGAGCGCCGAACACAUUGGACUAAUAUAUGGGGGCUUUGGAAAGAAACUCUUCUCAAUGAAUUAGUGUGGUUUGUUGAGACACCGUCGGAGCACCCACAAACAAAGGAAUAUCUCUGCCCAUCGUGGUCUUGGCUCGGUAUCCAAGGGCGGGUAUUCGCGGAAAUGGCCGCUGUAAACAUAACUCCGAGCUGGGCUGCACAGGUGGUAGAAAUAGGCAAGGAUUGCGGGAGGGGAUUCAUCCGCCUGCGCGCCGCCAUAAAAGAAGUUUUCAUUCCUCCCGAUCGGAAAUCCGACCUAGCGGAUAAAUCUUCGCGUACUCGUCGGGCUGUUUCGUGGGCGCCGGAUACUCUUUCGCCCAUUGCCGAACAAGAAUUAUCAUGCGUGCUUCUCAUGAAGAUCCCGAAUUACAUUGACGGCCAUGCUCUGGAUGUCGGUCUUGUCGUUCACCGGGUUAAUGGCGAGACAACGCGAAUUGGACGUUUCUGGCAAUCUCAAGGCGACACUGUGACGAUCUUUGAGAAUGAAAUCAAUCAAGAUGGUUUAAAAGAGAUUACGAUAUUUUGAUGCCACUUCAAUAAGAUCGCAAUCGCCUCAACGGCGCGAUUUUUACUAAUAUGAAGCAGCUCCAGUGCUAUAAAAUCAGUGCAGUGAAUGCACCCUAAGUUUGUGGGUGUCCAGGCGUAUAUAGGCACCCUACCUGGUACCUAAAGCACUGGGCUAGUGGACAUUCAGCUCUAAGACAUGCU
This is a messenger RNA of Hypoxylon trugodes, 2321 nucleotides long. Its product is annotated as heterokaryon incompatibility protein-domain-containing protein. The record is from RefSeq and is a predicted model, not a curated record. Bases 1 to 2139 code for a protein of 712 amino acids. Lineage: Eukaryota; Fungi; Ascomycota; Sordariomycetes; Xylariales; Hypoxylaceae. The transcript has 2 exons.